AUGGGCAUGGAAUUGUUGAGCAUUGAUUCCGUUGAGGAGUUCGAUAAAAUUCAUACUCUCGUCAAGGAGAAAAUGGAAUAUAGGAAUGGUCUGAUGAUCUGGACAGCUGGAGCGAUGAAGGAUGUAGAUCAAUUUUAUUGGAUGAACACCGGAAAUCCGGUUCUAUCUUCAAGAUGGCAUCCGGGUGAACCGAACAAUGGUUAUGGAAACUCCCACUGCAUGCAGAUUUGGAUCAAAAACAGUACAUUCUUGUUCGACGAUACUCAAUGCUCCAAUAAACGGUUCUUCAUUUGCCAAUCGAAGAAAACUUAA
Messenger RNA from Nicrophorus vespilloides, 312 nucleotides. Its product is annotated as E-selectin-like. NCBI's taxonomy places the organism in Eukaryota, Metazoa, Arthropoda, Insecta, Coleoptera, Silphidae. The transcript has 2 exons. The record is from RefSeq and is a predicted model, not a curated record. Bases 1 to 312 code for a protein of 103 amino acids.